AUGCUGGUACAGUGAAAGCUGUACAUUUAAAUUCUAUUUGAGUUGAGUAGCUUUGAGCUUAUCAUGCAGGGAAUAGAACCUUCACUAGCCUGUAAGCUCCUUGAGGAUAUGACUAUCCACAAGAGACUCAUUCUGUAUCUGGAAAGGGUGUCUAACAGAGAAACCACUUGAUAAUUAUUCAUCGGAAUAUGAUGCUGUAAGCACAGGUCUCACCUGGGCCGAUAAUGCCCUUUAUUUUACUAAGUGCAAUGGGACCAAAGGGUACCAGUCUGGGGUGAUUUUGUGGCAGGCCUGCCUCUCCACAGGGCAGUAAGUAGCUUUGGAGAUCUUGGUCUUUAGAAGAGAGGAACUAGUCCUUUAGGAAGACAAAGUAGAUACAAUUUUAAGGAUAAUUGUAAGACAUCUUUGGGGGGUAACUACCUUAGUUGGGUGCCUAUUAUGUGCUAAGCACUGUUCCCGUCUCAUUUGAUUUGACAGCUGUGGAGUAGACAUUUGCUUCAUUUCUAUAGGAAGAGACUGAGGGGAAGGUCAGAAGUUAAACUGCUCACGGUCACAGCUAGCGAGUGGUGAUUUUGGAACUUAAACUCAGGUAUAUCCAACUCCAAAGCCCACCCUCUGCCUAAGCAGUACGGGGCACAUAGUAGCUGCUCAGUAAAUAUUUGUGGAAUGAAUGAGUGAAUUUCCCCCUCACCCUAAUCUCCAUCAGCCUACCAGGGCCUCCCCCUGGUUCCUCCUCUGAUUUAACUGGACGUUUCAAAGUGAUGUUGACCUAUAUUUAAAGGUUUUGGAAGAGGCUGCUAUUAAAAUACGGUGCACCUUACCUGGGAGGAAGAGUUCGGCCCUCUUCUGACACGUUGGCCCAGAUCACUUCUCUGUCAUCCAGACCAAUGCAAAGGCCUGGAAUUGGUCGCGGUAAAUUUGGAUUGGGAAGAGGGAGAGUGGGAGGUAAAGCCCGUAAAGGAACGAGGGAAGGGGAAAGGCCAGAAGAUACAGUCCGCAGGCACAGUUACUCUUGCAAAUUUUUCAGUAGGGUCAGACACCAUUUCCCUUGGGGAUGCCCAAUACAUAUUUGCAGCAUUAACAGAAAUCGGGACCCGGCAUUGUUUGGGACUCUGGGGCCAGGCAUCCCGCACGCAGGGAUCCAACGAGCAUAUCCACCCAGGGCCACCUGGGGGGCGGCGGUGGGCGUGGCCCAGGCCCCGAAGUGGCCCCCGCCGGUCCCCGCGGGCGGGCAGGAGCUCGGAGGCCAUUGGCUGGCGAGCUGGCGGCGCAGGGGCGGGGAGCGCCGCCGAAGGGGACUGUUUGCUCCUACGGGCUGUAGAUGGAGCUGUCCGGCCCCGGCGAGGGGGAAGGCGCCUGGAAAACGUUCUUCUUCUCCCUGGCCGGCCCGAGCGGGGAACAGCACUCCCAGGAUGCAGUUUGUGUCAACACGGCCGCAGCCUCAGCAGCUGGGCAUCCAGGGCCUGGGGCUGGACAGCGGGAGCUGGAGCUGGGCCCAGGCUCUGCCCCCGGAGGAGGUCUGCCACCAGGAGCCGGCGCUGCGCGGGGAAAUGGCCGAGGGAAUGCCGCCCAUGCAGGCUCAAGAAUGGGACAUGGAUGCCCGGCGACCGAUGCCUUUUCAGUUCCCGCCCUUCCCAGAUAGGGCACCCGUCUUCCCUGACCGCAUGAUGAGAGAGCCCCAGCUGCCCACAGCAGAGAUCUCGCUCUGGACCGUGGUGGCCGCCAUUCAGGCCGUGGAGAGGAAGGUGGAUGCCCAGGCCAGCCAGCUGCUAAAUCUGGAGGGGCGGACGGGCACCGCCGAGAAGAAGCUGGCAGACUGCGAGAAGACGGCCGUGGAGUUCGGGAACCACAUGGAGAGCAAGUGGGCCGUGCUGGGGACCCUGCUGCAGGAGUACGGGCUGCUGCAGAGGCGGCUGGAGAACAUGGAGAACCUGCUGAGAAACAGGAACUUCUGGGUGCUGAGGCUGCCGCCAGGCAGCAAGGGGGAGGUCCCCAAGGUUCCGGUGACCUUUGUCGACAUCGCUGUCUACUUCUCUGAGGAUGAGUGGAAGAACUUGGACGAGUGGCAGAAGGAGCUUUACAACAACCUUGUCAAGGAGAACUACAAAACCCUGGUGUCCCUGGACGCGGAGGGCGCAGUGCCCAAGCCGGAUGCGCCAUCCCAGGCGGAGCCCAGGGAAGAGCCUUGUGUGUGGGAGCAGCGUGAUCCAGAAGAGCGAGAAAUCCUAAUGGAUCCAGACACAGGAGCGGAGCCCCUGGUGCCUGCACAGGAUUCGUCCUCUCAGGUAAAGCGGGAAGAAGCCCUAUGUGUCCGGGGCCAGCGGGGCCUGGAGGAAAGAGCCAUCCCCACGGAGUCCAUUACUGACUCACCAGCCUCCGCCCAGGACCUCUUGUCCCGGAUUAAACAGGAGGAGCACCCGUGCGUAUGGGAUCAGCAGGAUCUGGCAGAGAGAGAUAUUCCAACGGACCCCAAUUCAGAGUCUCUGAUCUCAGCACAUGACAUUCUGUCGUGGAUCAAACAGGAGGAGCAGCCAUACCCGUGGGGCCCACGUGACUCCAUGGAAGGAGAGCUCGGAUUAGACUCUGGCCCCAGUGACAGCCUGCUGCUGGUGAAGAACCCGCCCCCCGCCCCGCAGCAGCCGCAGCAGCCGCAGCCGCAGCCGGCUCCGCCGAGCCUGGCGGUGCUCCCGGCGGCCGAGACGGCGGCGGGCGGCGGGCCCCCGGACGACGGCUUCCCCGCGCUGGCCGGGGAGCGGGGCGCGGGCGGGGCCCCGGGCGGCAGUGGAAGGGCGCAGGGGGGCGGCGGGGGCGCGGGCGGGGGGCCCGGAGGCGGCGGCGGCGGCGGGGGCUGCGGCAGCUGCUGCCCGGGCGGGCUGCGGCGGAGCCUGCUCCUGCACGGCGCGCGCAGCAAGCCCUACUCGUGCCCCGAGUGCGGCAAGAGUUUCGGGGUGCGCAAGAGCCUCAUCAUCCACCACCGCAGCCACACCAAGGAGCGGCCGUACGAGUGCGCCGAGUGCGAGAAGAGCUUCAACUGCCACUCGGGCCUCAUCCGCCACCAGAUGACGCACCGCGGCGAGCGGCCCUACAAGUGCUCCGAGUGCGAGAAGACCUACAGCCGCAAGGAGCACCUGCAGAACCACCAGCGGCUGCACACGGGCGAGCGGCCGUUCCAGUGCGCGCUCUGCGGCAAGAGCUUCAUCCGCAAGCAGAACCUGCUCAAGCACCAGCGCAUCCACACGGGCGAGCGGCCCUACACGUGCGGCGAGUGCGGCAAGAGCUUCCGCUACAAGGAGUCGCUCAAGGACCACCUGCGCGUGCACAGUGGCGGCCCCGGGCUCGGCGCCCCUCGGCCUCUCCAGGCGCCACCAGAGCACGACUAGGGCUGGGCUGGGGGAGGGGAGGGCCCGGCGGCAGGAGCAGGGGGUGGGCAGCGGCCCCGGGCUGGGGGCGCGUCCGGAACACCCCCCUCCCCCCCCAACCCGAUCCUGCCCGUGGUUCGUGGUUCUCCGCGCGCCUUCCCUCCCUCCACCUGCCGCCCGCUGGAAAUUGGGAAGAGGAAUUGCACUCCAGACAGGGUCCUCCGGGGGGGGG
Panthera uncia (snow leopard) is the source of this 3591-nucleotide messenger RNA. It is a transcript of the gene ZNF282, whose product is annotated as zinc finger protein 282. The record is from RefSeq and is a predicted model, not a curated record. The transcript has 9 exons. Lineage: Eukaryota; Metazoa; Chordata; Mammalia; Carnivora; Felidae. Gene Ontology annotation, biological process: regulation of DNA-templated transcription. The coding region runs from base 888 to 3380 and encodes 830 amino acids.